This is a messenger RNA of Pediculus humanus corporis (human body louse), 1770 nucleotides long. Its product is annotated as ATP-dependent Clp protease ATP-binding subunit Clpx, putative. Gene Ontology annotation, biological process: protein folding; protein catabolic process; proteolysis. The record is from RefSeq and is a predicted model, not a curated record. The transcript has 9 exons. Gene Ontology annotation, cellular component: mitochondrial matrix. Bases 1 to 1770 code for a protein of 589 amino acids. NCBI's taxonomy places the organism in Eukaryota, Metazoa, Arthropoda, Insecta, Psocodea, Pediculidae. Gene Ontology annotation, molecular function: protein dimerization activity; ATP hydrolysis activity; zinc ion binding.
AUGAGUUCAGUCCGCUGUUGGGCCAACGCUGGUCGAAAACUCAGUCAUAGUUCUCAGGUUUUGAUAUUUUGCUCAUUGAAUUCUUUAUCUAGGACCCCGAUUUUAAAAACGUUUUCGACCAGUUCUCUUAUUUUAAAAGAUAAUUCAUCAAGUUUUAGUAAAGAUGGUUUUAAAAAAUCUGUUCCUCCCCCACCACCAAUAUCAAGCGGAGGUAGUAGAGGUCACAGAGAUGGAUUAAAUUGUCCAAAAUGUGGCGAUCCAUGUACACAUGUCGAGACUUUUGUCACUUCUACUAGGUUUGUGAAAUGUCAAAAAUGUCAUCAUUUUUUUGUUCUCUUGUCCGAUGUCGAUUCGAAAAGAGGUUUAAAAGAAAACAAAGAAGAUGUGAAAAAUGGAUUUUAUAAAAAACCUCCUCCUCCUCCAAAGAAAAUUUAUGAAUAUUUAAAUAAUUAUGUAAUCGGUCAAGAACAUGCUAAAAAAGUACUAUCUGUAGCAGUGUAUAAUCAUUAUAAGAGAAUUUAUAACAAUAUUCCAAUUAAUGUCAGUUCUGAUAAUUCAUCAUCUCAACCGCUUUCUCAAAGGGGUGAGUUUUCAAAAAUGAAAUAUCGAGUUGUAAGUUUUAAUAAAGAACCAUAUGUUCUUCACCUUAAUAAUAUGGGGUCUUUAUCAUCAAUGGGUGUAGAAUUUCAACCGUCACAAAGUGAUAAUAGAAGGAGUACCGGAGGAAGUGAAAUUUUGGAUUCGACGACCCAUCAACUUCGUUUAGAUAAAAGUAAUAUAUUAAUGCUGGGCCCGACGGGAUCAGGCAAAACGUUAUUAGCCCAAACGAUAGCUCAGUGUUUAGAUGUUCCAUUUGCCAUUUGUGAUUGUACGACGCUAACGCAAGCUGGCUACGUAGGCGAAGACAUCGAAUCCGUUAUAGCGAAACUAUUGCAAGAUGCCAAUUAUUCGGUCGAAAGAGCACAAACCGGUAUUGUAUUUUUAGAUGAAGUUGAUAAGAUAGGAGCCGUACCUGGGAUUCACCAGUUGAGAGACGUAGGAGGUGAAGGGGUUCAGCAAGGAAUGUUAAAGAUGUUGGAGGGAACGAUAGUUAACGUACCGGAAAAAAAUUCACCGAGAAAACUCAGAGGAGAAACAAUACAAGUGGAUACGACUAAUAUAUUGUUUGUCGCGUCGGGUGCUUACAACGGUUUGGAUCAUUUAAUAAGUCGUAGGAAAAAUGAAAAGUACCUUGGUUUUGGUGUACCUGCGACGGAUUCGCCUAAUCGUCGAGUUGCAUCGCUCGCGGAUCAAGCAAAUUACAAUUCGCCUAAUUCAGCCGAACAGGAUAAUGCGGAAAAGGAUGCGUAUUUAAGACAAGUCGAAGCUAGGGAUUUAAUUGAAUUUGGAAUGAUUCCAGAAUUCGUCGGAAGAUUUCCCGUUCUAGUUGCUUUUCAUUCUCUUAACGAAGAUUUUUUAGUACGGAUUUUAACAGAGCCGAAGAAUGCGAUAGUUCCUCAAUAUCAAAUGUUAUUCAGCAUGGAUAAGGUUGAUUUGACUUUUUCACCGGAAGCAUUGAGAGGAAUAGCACGUCAGGCGAUGGAAAGAAAAACCGGAGCCAGAGGAUUGAGAGCCAUUAUGGAAACGUUACUAUUGGAUUCCAUGUUCGAAGUACCCGGAAGUGAUAUUUUAGCUGUGCACGUGAACGAAGAAACGGUAGCCGGAAGAUCACCGCCCGUGUACAUAAGAAGAGAAGAAGAUGCCAUCGAAGCCAGAGCAGAAGCUAAAUAA